Colletotrichum higginsianum IMI 349063 is the source of this 711-nucleotide messenger RNA. Its product is annotated as Integral membrane protein. The coding region runs from base 1 to 711 and encodes 236 amino acids. The record is from RefSeq and is a predicted model, not a curated record. The transcript is spliced from 4 exons. Lineage: Eukaryota; Fungi; Ascomycota; Sordariomycetes; Glomerellales; Glomerellaceae.
AUGAAUCCGUUCGACCCCAGGUGCCAUGACUUCAACGUCUUUCUCAACCUCACUUAUUGGAAUGUUGCCUGCAACAUCUUCACCGAUGUGUGCCUUGGAGCUUUGCCAGUUCCCAUUAUCUGGAACCUCAAGAUGAAGUUUCGAGUUCGUCUCUACGUCAUUGGCAUCCUGAACUUAGGAUACUUUUCGAUCGUCAUGGGGAUCCUCAAAGCCGUCUUCAUGCUCACGACGGGCGGCGACCCGGACAACAUCUUUAACUACUGGGUUCACUUCUGGCAAAACCUCCAACUCAACGUGGGCAUCAUCGCGGCAUGCGCAUCGUUUCUCAAGCCGCUGUUUGGGCGCCUCCUGAAGAUCAACAGCUCUGCCGCCUACUACCCCAGCGACCCCCACUACAACCGGAGCGGCCAGACGCCUCUCGGCGCCGGCGGUUCGCGCGGCAACGCCUAUGCGGCGGGCAGGAGGGCGAGCAUCCCGCUGGAUCGCAGUCUGCACGACGAGUUCGAGAUGCACACUAAGCACGACCUUGGGGGCGGUGAGCCUCGGACAAAGGGCUCUCAGACGCCCUUGGAGGGGCGGUCGUCAGCCGAGGCUACGUAUGGGUACGCGCUGUCUUCGGAUGCGAACAGCGAGGAGGUCAUUCUCCAGCAGAAGGGAGUACAUGGGAUCGUAUGCAAGAGGGACUUUAGCGUCAAAUACAGUAGCAAGUGA